AUGGGCAAGAAAUUCUUUUCGGGCUGGGAGCUAUGGCAGCAGAUGACCUUCGUUCUGGCUUGUGGAAUCGUUGCCACCAUCAUACUCGGACUAUGCAAGCUCAAAUAUGACCACUAUCGGAUUCGCAAGUACACCAAGGUCGAGAAGGGGAAAAAGACUCAAACACCGGAGAUGCUCGAGGCGCAGCCUCAAGACCCGAAGGAUGAUAUUCCAUUUGGUAUCCGGGCCAUCGAAAGUGGUAUCGAGGUCGACGGAGUGUGGAUAUCACGAUCAAACACUCCUGUUGGCAGUAGUGCCUCGUCUAUUAAUGAGUUCAAGCUCCCCCGGAGCCACAACAGCUCGCAACUCGAAUUGCCACAGCCAUACCAUGGCGCCUCCAGCCGUAGCAGCUCCCGUGCGCCGAGUUCCUCUUUCGACCGUGCCGUGUCGGCUGAACGCCUGCCGGACGACUCGCGGGCAUCGUCCCCUGGCCCGAUGAACCUUAGUCACGCUCGCGGACGACUACCUAUUGCAACAAGUUCACGAUAUAGUAAUCCUAAUCUUCUGCGAAAUUCAACGACUCUGCAGGCUUUAGAAGGGCUGGACCCGGGGUCUUCCUCAGGUGAGAUCUACACAAGUCCUCGAACCUCCAACAAUUCCGGCAAGUCUAGUAGGAGGACUAGUGAUGAAUCGGACUGCAUGCAAGCAAUCCAGGAAGGCCGACCAUACGAAGCAGCGUACAUCAACCCGUCUACAUCGAGACAUGCUUCCCUACCGGUCCCAGUCGACCCACGGUGGGACCUUGAUCUCCUACAGAGUCACCGUCUAUCUCACGUUGCAGAGACUGGACAGCUGACCCCUAGAGUCCGCCGGCCAGGUAAUAGCGGAGAAUGGGCGAGCGUGGCUGAUAAUACGAGGUUGCCCCAAGAUAUUUCAACUACCAAUGGUGUUGACUAUUUCGUGCCUCGGCAGAAAACCCCUUCUCCUCCUCUUCCUCCAGUUGCAAUCCCGCCAGAAGAGGUGCCAGUAGUGCCGGCCUCUUCCAAGUUCACCCAGGACGGCCAUGCUUCCAACCAAGCUAGACAAGCGGUACCGCUUUUGGAAACAUACCAACCGAACGCAUACCAGUACCAUCCGCAAACCUACCAGCCCCGCGGACCGCAACACGAAUAUGAAGAGGAGCAGCCAACACAAUACGACGUCAAGACCGGUCAAAAUCAGCGUGAAUCACAAGUGCUCCGCAAAGUUAAUUCUGGCUUUGAGAUUCUCCGACCAGGCACCUUCGCACCGCCAAGCCCCGAAGAUGAGAAGCCUGCUGGCAGUGAGAAGCGGCAAUCCAAGCGUCUACAAAAGAAGCGGAGACCGUCCGACGGGUCCAGGACAUCGCAUUUUGUGGAGCAAGUUUAG
Messenger RNA from Lindgomyces ingoldianus, 1386 nucleotides. RefSeq lists its product as uncharacterized. Lineage: Eukaryota; Fungi; Ascomycota; Dothideomycetes; Pleosporales; Lindgomycetaceae. The record is from RefSeq and is a predicted model, not a curated record. The transcript has 4 exons. The coding region runs from base 1 to 1386 and encodes 461 amino acids.